Messenger RNA from Alosa alosa (allis shad), 2179 nucleotides. RefSeq names its product SH3 domain binding glutamate-rich protein (gene sh3bgr). The record is from RefSeq and is a predicted model, not a curated record. Bases 145 to 945 code for a protein of 266 amino acids. NCBI's taxonomy places the organism in Eukaryota, Metazoa, Chordata, Actinopteri, Clupeiformes, Clupeidae. Gene Ontology annotation, cellular component: cytoplasm. The transcript is spliced from 13 exons.
AAUAGCCUCGUUGGUGUGGUUGAUGCACGCAGUACAGCCUGCCCUGUGCGUUUCGAUUAACGAGAGUGAAGGCUAACGUUACAGGCUGUGUCUUUUAAGAGAACUUUAGUGGGCUCUCUUCACAAAUCACAGUCUAACAUCAAGAUGGUUAUUAAAGUAUUUCUAGCCUCUUCAUCGGGAUCCACAGCGAUCAAGAAGAAGCAACAGGAUGUUCUGGGCUUUCUUGAAGCUCUCAAAAUCGACUACACACAGCUGGACAUCGCCUGCAACGAGGAGAACCGCAGGUGGAUGAGGGAGAACGUCCCUGGAGAAAAGAAGCCAGAGAACGGCAUUCCUCUUCCUCCACAGAUCUUCAACGAGGAGAGCUACUGCGGGGACUAUGAAACAUUUUUUGAUGCUAAGGAAGACAACGAUGUCUACACCUUCCUGGGGAUUCCACCUCCACUUGGCUUUAAGGCAGCUCAGCAGGUGGUAGAACCUGUUUCCCAGAACGGAACCAAUGCUGAGGAACCCCUGGAUGAUGACUCGACAAAAAAGGGGGUGCCAACGGAGGAGCAAAACGGACAUGCUGAGGGGGAGCAGGUGAAGGAGGAGGAGGAGGAGGCAGCUCCCGCGGAGGAGGACGCAGUGCAAGAGGAGGCCGAGGAAGAGGCACCUGCAGACGCUCCGGCAGAAGAGGUUGAGAAGGAGACAACAGAAGCUGCCGCCGAUGAGGAGGAGGAGGAAGUGGAAGAGGAGGCAGCGGAAGACGAGAGUAAAAGAGGUGUAGAGGAGGAACCCCAGGAGGUUGAGGGAGAAGCCGAAGAUGAAAAGGGUGAAGACGAUCAACCCAUGUCCGAGGGAGAAGAGGAUUUGAUGUCCGAGGAAGAAGAAGAGCUCCGGAAGCUUGAGGAUGAAGAAGAGGCCCAGGAGUCCGAGGAAGAAGAGGAGGAGGAGGAAGACUAGAGGUCACGACCUGGAGUGGAUAAGGAUUUCUGAUUUUGUCGUCAAGCUUGGAGUGUCCCGUCCCCACCUAGCCUGUGCCCCAUCCUCGCUGAAACUCCAAGAUCCCCUUCCCCUCCUCCACACACACACACACACACACACACGCACACACACACACACACACACACACACGCACACGCACGCACACACACACACACGCACACAGACACACACACACACACCUCAUUGGACACAAGCCCUGGCUGAAGCCCUGCUGACCAAUGAAGGCCUUCAUACCUCUGGACCCUCGAGAUCUCCCAGUGGACACAGAAACACGAAAACUCAAUUCUUUUGUUGCUGUUGCUGCUGUGUGAUCAUCCCCCUAGAUUGUUCUGCUGCUGAUGAUGGCGGUGGCAGCUGCCAGCUUUUGGGUUUAAUCCAGAAGAAUACAGACAAUAACUCAUACUUAGAAUCUCACAUCAGACUUUCAAAUCUGUUAGAACACUUUCCUUUGUUGUACAUACAAAAAAAAUAGAAUAGAUUUUUCUAAAAAAAAAAGUGUUUCUUACCCUUAUGUUGUCUGAUCAAUAAUGCUGUUACCAUGGUAGCCAUCAUACAUCUGAAUCGGUUGUUGUCUUGGACACAGGCCUUCAUUUUAGCUCACUUGAAUUUACUUUUGUUCUGAUGAGUGAAUGUUUUAUACCGCUGUGAAUGAACGUGAUCAUAGCACUGCCAAACACAGUCCCUACACCACAACCACUAGGUUCUGAGUAUUAAAUAACAUUACAAGUUCUCUGUUGGUACACACUCCCACAAAGGACAUUUGUUUUUAUAUGCUUAGAACCUUAUGAUGAGGGUCAGGAGUUCUGGGGAACUAUCUACAUGGUUCUAGAGUCUUGUGAUACUUUGUGGAUUGGUUCUCUGGUGGUGUCCCUCUUCUAGUACCUUCAAAGGGUUCUAAGUAAUUGUUUGGUCACUGUGGUUUGGUUUUUCUGAGAGUGUAGAGGAACAACCCGUCAGGUUUGUACCCAUGACAAUGACGUGACUUUUAAACUGAAGUAGAGACAGAAUCACUAACAGUUAUGUUAACGUAUAGACACACAUAUGAUUCUGUAGGCUGUAUUGUCUUGUCUUGUCUUGUCUUGUCUUGUCUGUCUGUCUGUUUGUCUAUUGCACUUAUUGAAUGUAGUAGGCAGAGGUGAAUAAACAAGCGGCCUUCUAAACGUCAAUAAAACAUAAGAGUGGUGUACGCAAG